Molecule: messenger RNA, 1601 nt
Organism: Seriola dumerili (greater amberjack)
Lineage: Eukaryota; Metazoa; Chordata; Actinopteri; Carangiformes; Carangidae
Gene: maoa
Product: monoamine oxidase B
Exons: 15
Coding region: 27-1601 (524 amino acids)
Molecular function (GO): oxidoreductase activity
Source: RefSeq, a predicted model, not a curated record
GCGGACACGGCAGAGCAGACGGCACCAUGACUGCACCCAGCAACACCUACGAUGCGAUAGUGAUCGGCGGAGGAAUAUCAGGGUUAAGUGCAGCCAAGCUGUUGAAAGCCCAUGGACUGAACCCUGUGGUGCUGGAGGCCAGGGAUCGCGUCGGUGGUCGCACCUUCACUGUGCGGAAUAAGGAGACAAAGUGGGUUGAUCUGGGCGGGGCUUACAUCGGACCAACUCAGAACCGCAUCCUCCGAUUGGCCAAAGAGUACAACAUAAAGACGUACAAAGUGAACGAGCAGGAGAGCCUGGUGCAUUAUGUCAAGGGAAAGUCGUACCCGUUCAAAGGCUCCUUCCCCCCCAUGUGGAACCCCAUCGUCCUGCUGGACUUCAACAACCUGUGGAGGACGAUGGACGAGAUGGGCAAGGAGAUUCCCAGAGAGGCGCCCUGGAGAGCUCCCCACGCCGAGGAGUGGGACAAGAUGAGCAUGCAGCAGCUCUUUGAAAAAAUCUGCUGGACCAGCGCCGUCCGUCGCUUCGCCACCCUGUUCGUCAACGUGAAUGUGACCUCUGAACCCCACGAGGUGUCGGCGCUGUGGUUCCUCUGGUAUGUGAAGCAGUGCGGAGGAACCAUGAGGAUCUUCUCCACUUCUAACGGAGGACAGGAGAGGAAGUUCGUAGGCGGCUCCAGUCAGAUCAGCGAGUGCAUGGCCAAGGAGCUGGGCGACCGAGUGAAGCUGCAGUCUCCGGUCUACAGGAUCGACCAGAGCGGAGACGUGGUGGUGGUGGAGACGCUGGACAAACAGACUUACAUGGCCAAGUACGUGAUCCUGGCCACGCCUCCUGGUCUGAAUCUGAAGAUGCACUUUAACCCUGAGCUGCCGCCACUCAGGAACCAGCUGAUCCACCGCGUCCCCAUGGGCUCCGUCAUCAAGUGCAUGGUUUACUACAAAGACAACUUCUGGAGGAGAAAGGGUUACUGCGGCAGCAUGGUGAUCGAGGAGGAGGGCGCUCCCAUUGGUCUGACGCUGGAUGACACAAAGCCUGAUGGGACGGUGCCUGCUAUCAUGGGAUUCAUCCUCGCCCGCAAGUGCAGAAAACUAUCAGGGCUGACCAAAGAGGAGAGACUGAAGAGGAUCUGUGAGAUCUACUCCAGGGUGCUGGGCUCAGAGGAGGCUCUGCAUCCCGUGCACUAUGAGGAGAAGAACUGGUGUGAGGAGGAGUAUUCUGGGGGCUGCUACACAGCCUACUUCCCCCCAGGAAUCCUUACCCAGUACGGCAGGGUGCUGCGGGAGCCCGUCGGCAGGUUGUACUUCGCGGGAACAGAGACCGCCACGGAGUGGAGCGGCUACAUGGAGGGGGCGGUGCAGGCCGGAGAGAGGGCGGCCAGAGAGGUCAUGUGUUCCAUGGGUAAAAUCCACCAGAGUCAGAUCUGGCAGACGGAGCCUCAGAGCGUGGAGGUUCCUGCCCUCCCCUUCGUCACCACCUUCUGGGAGAGGAACCUGCCUUCGGUCGGCGGUCUCCUCAAGUUCAUGGGAGUCUCCACCUUCCUGUCCGUCGCCACGGCAGCCGGCCUGAUGGCCUACAAGAAGGGCCUCCUCCCCCGCAGGUAA